AGCGGAGCGUCUCCGCUAUAUCCUGGGAGAGGAUGAUGACAUGCCCAACCCCACCCUCUUCACUGAGAUGGACACGCUGCAGCAGGACGGGGACGAGCUGGAGUGGAAAGAGUCUGCUAGGUGGGUGAAGUUUGAGGAGAAGGUAGAGGACGGAGGGGAGAGGUGGAGCAAGCCCCAUGUGUCCACCCUGUCCCUGCACAGUCUGUUUGAGCUCAGGACCUGUCUACAGACCGGCACUGUGGUGCUGGAUCUGGAGGGAUACUCACUGCCUCAGAUAGUUGAUGAAAUCAUUGAGCGGCAGAUAGACGAGGGCAUGUUGUCUCCUGACCUGAGAGAGAAGAUCAGCUUUGUCCUCCUGAGGAAGCACAGGCACCAGACCAAAAAGCCCAUCCACCGCUCUCUGGCUGACAUGGGCAAGGCCAGCGGUGGUGCUCGUAGUCCAGGGGCAGCGGCCGCAUUCAACCGCUCCACAGAGGACCUACGCAUGAAAUCAGGAGGCUAUGGUCGUCUGCGUCAUGCCCAUAGUAGGAGUAUGAAUGACAUUGCAGACACUCUGAGCACAGACCAGCUAAGGAAUAAGUUCAUGAAAAAGAUCCCUAGAGAUGCUGAGGCAUCAAAUGUGCUAGUGGGUGAGGUGGACUUCCUGGAUAAACCCUUUGUAGCCUUUGUCCGCCUGGCACAGGCCACCACUCUGGGAGGACUUACAGAGGUUCCUGUGCCCACCAGAUUCCUGUUUAUUCUGUUGGGGCCCACAGGAAAAGCCAAGUCCUAUAAUCAGAUCGGUCGAGCCAUAGCUACUCUAAUGGUGGAUGACCUUUUUAGUGAUGUGGCGUACAAGGCUAGAGAUCGAGAAGAUCUGAUUGCUGGUAUAGAUGAGUUCUUGGAUGAGGUGAUUGUGCUGCCGCCCGGCGAGUGGGACCCCAAAAUCCGUAUCGAGCCACCUAAGAAGGUGCCCACGGCUGACAAGAGGAAGUCAGUGCACUCUCUGAAUGAGCUGGGUCAGCCGAACGGUACGGCGGGAGGAAGUGGAGGCCACUCUGAGGAUGAGGAGAUGCCAGUGGCUCACGAACUGGGAGAGGAGCUGGCACACACUGGGAGGUUCUGCGGAGGUCUGUUUCUGGACAUGAAGAGAAAGCUGCCCUGGUUUCCUAGUGACUUUUACGAAGGCUUCCAUAUCCAGUCCAUCUCUGCAGUCCUCUUCAUCUACCUGGGCUGCAUAACCAAUGCCAUCACCUUUGGAGGCCUGCUGGGGGAUGCCACAGACAACUAUCAGGGUGUGAUGGAGAGUUUCCUGGGCACAGCGUUGUCAGGAACAGUGUUCUGUAUGUUUAGUGGUCAGCCCCUCAUCAUCCUUAGCUCCACUGGACCCAUCCUCAUCUUCGAGAAACUGCUCUUCGAAUUCAGCAAGAACAAUGGUAUAGACUACAUGGAACUGCGUCUGUGGAUAGGGAUCCACUCCUGUAUCCAGUGCUUCCUCCUGGUUGCCACGGACGCCAGCUACAUCAUCAAGUACAUGACCCGCUUCACAGAGGAGGGCUUCUCCAGCCUCAUCUCCUUCAUCUUCAUCUCUGACGCCAUCAAGAAGAUGAUGGGCUCCUUCAAGUACUAUCCCAUCAACACCGACUUCAAGCCAGACUACGUCACUGCCUACAAGUGCGAGUGCCUGGCCCCAGACCCCAGUGAGUCCAUCCUUGGCUGUAUAUUGAACAUCACAGACCUGGACUGGAGCCAGCUCAGUAAGAAGGAGUGUGUGAAGUACGGAGGCUCUCUGGUGGGCAACACCUGUAAGUACGUCCCUGACCUGGCCCUCAUGUCCUUCAUCCUGUUCUUCGGGACCUACUCCAUGACCGUCUCCCUCAAGAAGUUCAAGUUUAGCCGCUACUUUCCUACCAAGCUGCGGAAGCUCAUCAGUGACUUCUCCAUCUUCAUGGCCAUUAUGACCUUUGUGGGUCUGGACAGGUUAAUCGGGCUUAAAACCCCCAAGCUCAUUGUUCCCACAGAGUUUAAGCCCACACGUCCCGACCGGGGUUGGAUAGUGCUGCCGUUUGGGAAGAACCCAUGGUGGGUGUAUUUGGCCAGCUUCGUCCCUGCUCUCCUGGUCACCAUCCUCAUCUUCAUGGACCAGCAGAUCAGUGCUGUCAUUGUCAACCGGAAGGAGAACAAACUGAGGAAAGGGUGUGGCUACCACCUGGACCUGUUCUGGGUGGGGGUGCUAAUGGCUGUGUGCUCCUUCUUGGGCCUGCCCUGGUAUGUGGCUGCCACUGUCAUCUCCAUCGCACACAUCGACUCGCUGAAGAUGGAAAGUGAGUCCAGCGCCCCUGGAGAGCAGCCCCAGUUCCUUGGUGUCAGGGAGCAGAGACUGACAGGGAUUCUGGUGUUUGUUCUCACUGGAGUCUCCAUCUUCCUGGCUCCCGUUCUACAGUUCAUACCCAUGCCAGUACUUUACGGUGUGUUUCUCUACAUGGGCGUAGCAUCUCUCAGCGGCAUUCAAUUCUGGGAGAGGAUCAAGUUGUACAUGAUGCCGUCCAAGUACCAGCCUGACUUCCCUUUCCUGCGUCACGUGCCUCUGAGGAGGGUCCACCUCUUCACCCUGGUCCAGAUCAUCUGUCUGGCUGUCCUUUGGGUUCUCAAGUCCACCGUUCUGGCCAUCCUCUUCCCUGUCAUGAUCCUGGGGUUGCUGGUGGUGCGUAAGAUGCUGGAUAUGGUGUUCUCUCAACACGACCUGGCCUGGAUAGAUGAUAUCCUGCCUGGGAAAGAUAAGAAGAAGGAUAAGAAGAAGAAGGGCGAUAAAGAUGACACGAAGAAGAAAGACAAGAAGAAAGGGAGAGCAGACGACAGCAAAGACAAGGAGAAGUACCGCGCUUACUCCAACUGCUCGCCCAGCUCUGAGUCUGACCUGGACCGCAGCAUCACCCUGCAUCUGAAGAUCUCCUGUCCCUCGUCCCCGACGGUCCCUAUGGCCCACGGCCGUGGCAUGGCCUUCCCCGUGCCCCAGGUGAAGAUCGAGAUGGAGUCGGACUAGGACACGGACACUGAUCACCCCCGCCACAGGGACUUGGUCAGCGAAACAACGCUUUAGGCGAUUGACAGACCGAGUUGUCACCUGUAGGCACUGACCGCUGUGUGACAGAGCACAGCAAAACGUGGGUCCACUGCGGACUCUGUACAGUACAUAGAUGUAAAAUGCUGACCCACUUACACACCAAGACUCUUCUAGAAUGCCUGCAAAGGACAGUACAAGGUGGCGUGGACUAACAGCUGACAGCAUAUGACACCUAACAUAAAUGAACUGGGAAUACAACAUGCACAUGGAGCACUACAUUUCCCAUAGCUGUCAAUUUCAAUGUGUCCAAAAUCCCAGCAACAGUUUCUGCUUUUAAACUAGGAGGCUCUUUGCUGAACUGUCAUGGAUAUCUCUGUUAAGAACAUGUUGACUGUAUAAUUUUCAGGAUAUGCGUAAGGUUAGAAACACAAUGGAGGGAUAUAGGAGAAAGGUGAGUGAAAGAUCUGGUAUAUGCUGUAUAUAAGAGUAUUUUGUGUCAAGAUAUUUAUUUAGAUUAUAAAAGUAUAUAGUAUGUAUUUUUCACUGUUCAUACAGAUAUAUAUAUAUAUAACAUAUAUAUAAAUAUAUAUAUAUAUAUAUAUAUAUAUAUAUAAAUAUAUAUAUAAAUAGUAAGUAUGAAGUGUAAGGUCCAGAAUAACUUGAAGUGAAAUCCAGAAUUUCAAUGUCAGUAACAUUGGCCUGCCUUUUCAUCUGAUAAAUGAGUUCUUGAAUAUCCUUCUUCAGCAAAUACUUUUGUUUGUGUGUGUGUGUGUGUGUGUGUGUGUGUGUUGUGAGGUUGUAUGGUGCCUCUUCUUGUAGAAAACUAGCUUGCCUAUUCCCUCAUUCCUAUUCCCUCUUGUGUUUUAAAGCCACUGGGGAAAAAAGAAACAGCCAAAAAAUUGUGAAUAGCCUACUUGACUGAAUAUUGUUGUUUUUGAAAAAUGAUUGAUUUGUUAAUAACAUGGUUGAAUACAGCGUUUUCCAAUCGUUAUAUUAUCCCAUACUGCAGGGGUCAUCAACUAGAUUCAGCUGUGGGAUUCUUUUUUUCUUGAGGGGGGGUUAUAAAUUUGUACUCUGCAAAUUGAAAAAAAAAAUACUCUACAGGAUGAAGCAAGAAGCCCAAACCAGGGUUCAUACAUAUUUUGACAGAUGGAUUUUCAUGACUUUUUCAGGACUUCUCCAUGACAUUUAAACAAGUUUCAAUGACAAAAAAAUGGCAUGCUUAAAUGUGUUAUCGACACUGGGAAGCACUUACAAAAGCAUGCACACCCAGUAGCUCUCCAUCUUCCAAAAUAUUGAAUAAUUGUAAAACAUUGCAACUUUACAACCAAAUACAUUUAUGCCUUAAUAAAAAAAAUCACUCAUUCAAUAUAUCUAAGAUCAAAUGGCUAUGAUAGGCCACAAAUCUUUAGAGCUGUGCUUUUGGCUUAGCCCACAUAUUUCUUCAGGAAAUGUACUUUUUUAGUUUAGUCAUAUUUGUCCUAGCUAGGCCUACCUUAGAAGUAUUUACUUUGCAGGCUGACAAGCAUCUAUUGAGUUGCAAUGUCCACAUACAUUUGAUGCCCAAAUCCACUGGAAGUACAGUUGAAGUCGGAAGUUUACAUAACACUUAGGUUGGAGUCAUUAAAACUUGUUUUUC
This is a messenger RNA of Oncorhynchus mykiss (rainbow trout), 4682 nucleotides long. Lineage: Eukaryota; Metazoa; Chordata; Actinopteri; Salmoniformes; Salmonidae. The record is from RefSeq and is a predicted model, not a curated record.